Messenger RNA from Mesorhabditis spiculigera, 813 nucleotides. The record is from the annotation of a GenBank genome assembly. NCBI's taxonomy places the organism in Eukaryota, Metazoa, Nematoda, Chromadorea, Rhabditida, Rhabditidae.
AUGUCGGAAAGUUCAUUCGGUGCCGGUUCCUCGUCAAAAAACGAUAAAAAACGAGAUGAAGAACUUGGCGAAGACGUUGAAGAGGUUAACGCAGCUGAUUGCUCUCAAAGGCUGACAAAAAUCCUCGUCCAGCUCGGGUUGUCGCUUUUCGUGCUGGGAUGCCUGGCCGGGGCGUUGAUUUGGUCGUUUAACAAUGGGGAAAAAGGUACCGACAACGGCGAAGUUCAUCGUGAUGCUUCGAAAAACUUUUCGAUCUUCAUCGACCAGUGGGCGGCUACGGGCACUUAUUCGAAUGUUAUUAAAUCGGUUGAUGGGCCGAAUAGUACUGAACGCACAGACACGCACGAAUCGUGGUGGUAUCAGGAUGAUGCGAACAAACGGAUAGUCCACCGCCUUGAUGAAAGCCACACAAUCUACGUUCGUGCCGAUCGCUCCUAUUACGUAACCCAAAAAGAACGAGACGGGCCAAUCGACUACUGCUCGGCGCAAAAUUUCGGCUAUUCCGACUACAUUCAACGGCUCGGCAUGGGAAGUAUGAUGAAGCAUUAUUCAGAUAUCGAGCGGACAAAGAACCAUACAAAAGUCUUCAUCUACGAUGGGGAUCCGCAUGCGGUCCAACUUAUCCAAAAUCCGGCCGUUGCCUUCCUGGUGACCGCCUAUGCUGAUGCGGGCACCGGCGCUCUCAUCGGCUGGGAUACAUAUUUUGAAUCGAGUGGAAAUCAAUAUCUGUAUAUGGCUAGUUAUUGGUACGACAAAAUGAGUCCAUCCCCUCCCUGCGACGAUGUAUUCGUCAUCCCAGCGGAAUGUCCGCCA